AUGGAGAGGGCUCAGCUGGUUACACUCUCCAUUGCCAUUUUAAUGGUCACUACAGGGUCUCUCAACACGAUAGCCGCGAAGUAGGUUGUCUUAAGUUUAUUGUUAUUGGUGUUUAGAUGGGCUGACAGUAUUGUUGUCGACGGACAGAAGUUUGAUCAUCCAUUCUUCCAAGCAACUUGCAUGUUUAUUGGAGAAUUCAGUUGCCUUAUUGUUUUCUUUUUGCUAUAUUACAUUCAGAAACGUCGUUAUAACAGCCGAAAUCAGAUCGGAAAUGACGGAGCUGUGUUUGACUUGGACGACAUUGACAUUGAGGAGCCGAAGUUUCCUAACAUUAAUCCAUUCAUCUUUUUGCCUCCUGCUUGUUGCGAUGUGUUGGCGACUUCUUUGAUGUACAUUGGAUUGAAUCUUACUACGGCUUCAUCUUUUCAGAUGCUGAGAGGUGGGUAUUUUAAUGUAAUUCUUAUUACUUUCUUUAGGAGCCGUUAUCAUCUUCACUGGUUUGUUGUCUGUCGCCUUUUUGAGGGCCCAUUUACAACAAUUUAAAUGGCUCGGUAUGAUCUUUGUUACUCUUGGACUCGUCGUUGUUGGUUUAUGUGAUAUUUAUGAUAGCAGUCCCUCUGAAGAUACGAAUGCUGUAAUCACCGGUAAGGGUAAUUUUGGUUUAUUUGAUUUUUAGGCGAUCUUCUCAUCAUUAUGGCUCAAAUCAUCGUCGCCAUUCAAAUGGUUACCGAGCAGGUGUUCCUUGAGCAAUACGAUGUUCCCCCUCUUCUGGCUGUCGGUUUGGAAGGUCUCUUCGGAAUGGUGAUCCUCUCCUUGUUGAUGAUUCCAAUGUACUUUAUCCAUGUUCCUCAUACCUUCUCACACAACCCAUUUGACCGUUUAGAAGACGUUAUUAAUGCUUUCCAUGACAUCAAAGCCCAGCCGAUGAUUGCGUUGGCUUUGACUUGUACUAUUGUCAGCAUUGCUUUCUUCAACUUUGCUGGUGUCAGUGUUACGAAGAGACUCUCCGCAACUUCUCGGAUGGUUUUGGACAGCGUGAGAACUCUGGUUAUUUGGAUUCUGUCGAUUCCUCUGUUUGGAGAAAAGUUUAUUCCGUUGCAAGUAAGGUUUUCAUAUUUUUUUUGCGUUGUGAGGGGGGUACCUAAAAUAAAUUUUUACAUAAUGACCCCUCACCCGAGAAUUUUUGGUCAGCUACGCCCCGGGUUGUGAUUUAAUAAACACUGGUCUUUUUAGCUGAUUGGAUUUGGGUUUCUGAUUCUGGGAAUGUUCAUCUACAACGAUCUCUUGUUUGGUCCAUAUAUUCGGCAGCACUUUAUCCCCCGUCUCAGUGGUGGCCCCGGUCUUUUCUGUUCUCGUUUCUGGGGAAUCGAGGUUGAAGAUACGAAUGAGACAUCUCUUCUCGAAGCUGAUCUGGAAGAGAACCUGGAAGAACAAGAUUAA
Molecule: messenger RNA, 1440 nt
Organism: Bursaphelenchus xylophilus (pine wood nematode)
Lineage: Eukaryota; Metazoa; Nematoda; Chromadorea; Rhabditida; Aphelenchoididae
Source: the annotation of a GenBank genome assembly